AUGGUACAUCCAUACUUGACGAGGCAGACUGCUUCCAAAGCACCAGAGCCCUCCUCAGACACUCCUAGUAGUAGUAGUCCCUCUACUGCUGGUGCUGACGAUCCCUCUGCCCUUCCUGCCCGUCCCCCGAAUGCUACCCCCACCGUUAAUAACACACCUGCUGCUGCUCCCACUGCCCCGACUGCAGUAAUCCCUCCCAGCCCUGCUGCCGCUAUCAAUCCAUAUACCUCCAGCAAAACUCCCCAUGCUCAUGUGGUCUGCCUCCCCGUUCCACCGAGCACGAACAAAAAAUUAAAAUCCCACCAUAAUUUGCCUACCGGAACCCCCACGCCACCGCCUUCUACCGAUGCUUCUGCCACCCGCUGCUGUGAAUGCAGUACCCAAUCUCAAUGCAAAGCCUCUCAUAGUUGUGCCUGUGUGCGUGCUCAACGUCCCUGUACCAGUUGUGCUGCUCCCAACAAUUCCUCCCCUGGCACAGCCAUUGCCACUGCUGCCAGCUCUUCCCCACCUCCAGCACCAGCCCCUCCCUCAACUGUGUCUCCUGCACCCUCUGCAGCCCCUGCAGAGGCUGGGACUGUCCCCGCACAGACUGAGCCGUCUACCAGCAUUCCCGGUGCGUCAUCUCGGAGGCUAACCAGCGUUUGGCUGCGGUCUAUUCUGACCACAUCCAUCUCAACCCUGGUGACCACCUUGAUGGCGGUAUUGCUGAUGAUUCCAUUUGGCAAGGCUAUUUUCGGCAGCUUAUAG
Molecule: messenger RNA, 747 nt
Organism: Seminavis robusta
Lineage: Eukaryota; Bacillariophyta; Bacillariophyceae; Naviculales; Naviculaceae
Source: the annotation of a GenBank genome assembly